GGCUCUGAGCUGGUGGUCCAUGAGCAGCUUCAGGAUGGGGAGAAGCGCUACAAGUGCUUGGAGUGUGGGAAGAGCUUCAGCCAGAGCAACAGCCUGAUCUGCCACCAGAUGAUCCACACUGGGGAAUGGGCCUACGAGUGUGGGGAAUGUGGGAAGGGCUUCAGCUGCAGCUCCCAGCUCACCAUCCACCAGCGCAUCCACACUGGGGAGAGGCCCUACGAGUGUCCUGAGUGUGGGAAUAGGUUUCAGACCAGCUCCAAUCUCCUCCUGCACCAGCGAAUUCACACGGAUGAGAGGCCUUUCCGUUGCCCCGACUGUGGGGAGGGCUUCAAUCGAAACUCCAACCUCAUCAGGCACCGACGCAUCCACACUGGGGAGAGGCCCUACAAGUGUCCCCAGUGUGGGAAGAGCUUCAGCUGCAGCUCCCGCCUCAAUACCCAUAAACGUAUCCACACUGGGGAGAGGCCCUACGAGUGUACCCAGUGUGGGAAGAGUUUCUCAGACAAAUCUAACUUGACCAGACACCAACGGAGGCACCAGGGCUCCAAACCCAUCCCAGGGUGCUCUGAGGAGGAAAGACCCACCCUGUGCCGGGAAGGCGGUCGGAGAUCCAGCCAGGGCUCUGAGCUGGUGGUCCAUGAGCAGCUUCAGGAUGGGGAGAAGCCCUACAAGUGCUUGGAGUGUGGGAAGAGCUUCAGCCGGAGCAACCGCCUGAUCUGUCACCAGAUGAUCCACACUGGGGAAUGGGCCUACGAGUGUGGGCAAUGUGGGAAGGGCUUCAGCUGCAGCUCACAACUCAUCAUCCACCAGCGCAUCCACACUGGGGAGAGGCCCUACGAGUGUCCUGAGUGUGGGAAGAGGUUUCAGAGCAGCUCCAAUCUCCUCCAGCACCAGCGGAUUCACACGGAUGAGAGGCCCUUCCGCUGCCCCGACUGUGGGCAGGGCUUCAAGCACAACUCCAACCUCAUCAGGCACCGACGCAUCCACACUGGGGAGAGGCCCUACGAGUGUCCCCAGUGUGGGAGGAGCUUCACCCGGAGCUCUCACUUGACGAGACACCAAUGGAGGCACCAGUAAGGGAAGCCCUGUGAGUGCCCCAAGUGCAAGAAGAGCUUUGUUCACUGCUCCAGCUUCAUCCCACCUUGGAGGACCGACACUGGUAAGAGACCUCGUGAUCCAUGUUCCCUGGGAUCCAUGCUGGGAAGACACCUGUACCUUUUCCUGCCCAUGGCAAUGACAUAAUGUGAGAUCAAAGAACAUGAGAGUCUGACCAUGUCCCUGUCAUUAUAUUCAAUCCCAUCUCAGGUCAUUGCCAGGGGCAGGAAAAGGACUCCCUCUCCCUCACCAGAGGAGAAGAGUGUCCUUUCUUGGCAGGAGGAAAUACAUGGCCAGGAUGAGCCAAUAGGUUGUUUAUUAGUUUUCCCUGUAAAUAAUUUAUCUUAUCCCUUCUGUUAUCAAAAUUAUUUCUGUUCAUGUUAAUUCCUCAUCUCAUGGCUGUUCUCAAUAAAUUGUUCUUUUCCCAGCCUGGG
Molecule: messenger RNA, 1529 nt
Organism: Cyanistes caeruleus (blue tit)
Lineage: Eukaryota; Metazoa; Chordata; Aves; Passeriformes; Paridae
Source: RefSeq, a predicted model, not a curated record